UGUGCAGCCGUUCGGUUUGAAUGCGGCAUGAUUGUGGCGCGGAAAGAGUGAGCAAACAGCGAUCGCAUGGAAAUAUAGUCACAGCCAAGCCGAAUCCCAGCUCUAUAAUGUGUGCUCAGUUGAGUGGAUCAGUGGUGCUGCAGGUGGCUGUGCUGCUGGUGGUGCUAGUGGUGCUAUCCGCACCAACGCUCAGUGAAAGCGCCAAGCUCCCUGUCCGCCAGUAUCCCGCUGGAGUGGAUUUCUUCGAGCAUGAGUUCACCAGUGUGGCGGAAGAUGAAUACGAUCCUUACGGUCCCGACAUCGGUGACGACGACCUGGGAAUCGACGAUCCGGAGACCAUGCCCCGCUUGUUCCAAGGCGACAUCGCCAUUGAUCCGUACACCUACAUCACCCUGCGCCUGGGCGUCAAUCCAAUGAGGCAUCCAAAACGACUGUGGCCCAAUGGAACGAUUCCCUUCGAGAUAAGUCCGCGGUACGCAAAUCCGGAAAGACAGGCCAUUAUUCAAGCCGUGAAAACCUUUAACUCCCUGACGUGUGUGCACUUUGUGCCGUACGACGGGGAGGUAGAUGACUACCUGUUGAUCGAGCCGCCGUUGGAAGGACCUCAAGGAUGUUGGUCCUACGUGGGCCGAAGAGGAGGUGAGCAGGUGGUGUCCCUCCAGAGACCCGACGAAAACAGUGCCCACUGCUUCAGCAGCGAGGGCAGAAUAAUGCACGAGCUGAUGCACGCCAUCGGCAUAUACCACGAACAGUCCCGAGCAGAUCGGGACAACUUUGUCAAGAUCCACUGGGACAACAUCGUGCCGCGGUUUAGGAAGAACUUCAAGCUGGUGUCGAAGAAGAAGGGGAAGUACGCCUUCGACUACGACUACAACUCCGUGAUGCACUACGGCGAGUUUUACUUCAGCAAGCGGAAGGGGGAGAAGCCCACCAUGACCCCUCUACAACCUGGAGUUAGGAUCGGGCAGCGAAAGACCAUCAGCAAGAUCGACUGCCUCAAGAUCAACGAGCUGUACGGCUGCUUGCAGGGCCGCAGGGCCAAGAUGUACCGCAGUUUCUGUCACCUUCUCGGGUUGUAAGUGGACGUGGACCUGGAUAGGGAGAUUUGUUAUGAAUCACAUUGAUUUGAUAUUUAAUAAACUAUGGCUUAGACUUUUAUACGAA
Drosophila mauritiana is the source of this 1164-nucleotide messenger RNA. RefSeq names its product low choriolytic enzyme. The coding region runs from base 21 to 1079 and encodes 352 amino acids. The record is from RefSeq and is a predicted model, not a curated record. Gene Ontology annotation, molecular function: zinc ion binding; metalloendopeptidase activity. The transcript has 2 exons. Gene Ontology annotation, biological process: proteolysis. Lineage: Eukaryota; Metazoa; Arthropoda; Insecta; Diptera; Drosophilidae.